UGUGUUGCGCGGGUUUUCCUUGUUUUGAGAAAAAGGACCAGUCUAUUUAUAAAACAUAAUUCAACAGGUGGAAUAAUAAGUUGUCGACGAACGAAGUUAUGCGAGGUCAAAUACGCAUCGUCAUCACCGCAUCUUACAACAAAGCGACUUUGGUCGUGAUGGGAAUCAGAGGCAUAUCAACAGUUAGGUAUUCUAGUAUUUAUAUGAAGGCCCAUAUUGGCAGUUCAUCCGUUUCACACAAAAGCGAACUCAUUCCGAUGACGUCACACAACUUGAUUCUGCACGAAUGCAUUACUUUUGACGUUAACCGAAUCUCAAGCAGGCGACGCAUUGUGGUAUCGGUUUGGGGAAAUCACCGACGCACUGGCAAACUCGAACCAAUAGGUCGAAUAAGUUUUGAAAUCAGAAAUAUUAGAGGAAAACAGGUUCUACACGACUGGUACAGGUUGCGACCUGAAAGAAUAAGUUCCAAAACCCACCGAAGAUCACCAGGCGCAAAAACGCCUUUUCCAAACCGCGUAUCAACACCCGCAAGCCAGUUACCACCCCAAACAACUACUUUCCCUCAUGCCUUCCAUCAAGAAUAUGAAGACGCGUCUUAUUAUGAGGUUAGCGAAAGGGAAUCUUCGUCUAAGAAACAAAUAUUAAAACCUGAAAUCGGAAACGUUGCAGUUUCAGUAGCAAGGCGAGCAGAGAUAAUGAGCAACCAGAUAUCUCCGCUGUCCCCUAUAAAAAUCGUAUGUUCACCAGUCGUUGUGAAGCGAAUUGUGAAGUUAGCUGUGGAGCGUCGGGCAUGCGAAGUUGUUGGUGAUAGAAAAUACCUUUCCGUGCCAAAAACACCGACAGGACGAAGACAUUUGCGCCCGAAGAACUACACUCCGGAUGAAAUAAUGACAUCACGAAAAAGUUACGCAAAACACGAGAACAGUUAUGACGUACAAUCAACGCCUUUGUUGCAAAAACAAACGCCAUUCACACCAUUCGAUGACAUCACAGAUGACAUAAGAAGUACGUCACCAUCGUCGGACCGUGGUUACCACAGCAACAGCGAUCAAGACUUUUCAGUGUUGCCAUUGAAAAUUGAUUUCAACAGUGAUGCAGAGUCCAGUGUUCCCAAACAAAAGGUUGAGGAAACCUCACGCCGCCCCUUAAGCAGACGAUUGUCCCUUGACAGCUUGAUGCAAUUCCGUCACGAGAUGGCGGUAAAGAUGCCGUCGGGGGAACUCGGGGUAAAAGGAACCUCACAGAGAGACUGGAACGAAAAUGGAAGGAGCACAAAAUCAAAAACAAUAUCCAACCUUAUGACAUGGUUUCAACAGCGAAAAAUGCCCGAAACAGAGAAGAAGCAUUCGGGGAAAACGGGACAUUCCUGUCGAAACUCGACCCCAAGAAAAAAAACAAAUAGAUGUCGAUUUCGAAGAAGUUUAAGCAUCAGAAAAUCAAAAAAAAAAGCUUUAACAACUGAAACAACCAUAACAGCGAUUACUCUUACGGACGUUUUAUCAAAUAAAGGAAGCACAAACUCCUUCCGCGAGUUCCUUCUUGGUGAGUUCAGCGUAGAAAACUUAGACUUCUGGCUUCAAUGCGAAGAAUAUAAAUUCCAGAAACCAAGCAAGCUCAAGAAGUUGGCUAAAUGCAUACACAUGGAGUAUAUCGUUUCGGGAUCUAAGAGUGAGGUAAACCUCGACGCACAAACAAAAAAGGCGAUCGCGACCAGACUUCAUAGCCCAACAAAUCAAACUUUUGAAGCCGCUCAAUUGCGAAUAUUUGAACUAAUGCAAAAAGAUUCCUUUCCAAGAUACCGAAAACUUUGUAACAUAUAAUGUGAAUGUAUUCGGAGAAGUUUUUAAGUUCCAAGUAAUAAAUUCUUUUCAUUUUAAA
Molecule: messenger RNA, 1881 nt
Organism: Ciona intestinalis (vase tunicate)
Lineage: Eukaryota; Metazoa; Chordata; Ascidiacea; Phlebobranchia; Cionidae
Source: RefSeq, a predicted model, not a curated record